Molecule: messenger RNA, 1047 nt
Organism: Poeciliopsis prolifica (blackstripe livebearer)
Lineage: Eukaryota; Metazoa; Chordata; Actinopteri; Cyprinodontiformes; Poeciliidae
Product: SUN domain-containing protein 3-like
Exons: 9
Coding region: 88-1035 (315 amino acids)
Biological process (GO): nuclear envelope organization
Cellular component (GO): nuclear envelope; meiotic nuclear membrane microtubule tethering complex
Molecular function (GO): protein-membrane adaptor activity
Source: RefSeq, a predicted model, not a curated record
CAGGAAUUCAUCCAUUUGAAGAGUUAGACGUCGGAUAGAUUACUUCAAAAAAUUCAAGAAAUUGAACUGAGCUUCAGUUUUUCGAUCAUGCUAAGAAGAAGUGAACGUUUGAGAAACAACGGAUACUAUGAUAUGGAUGGACAACCUGUUAUUUCAUACAGGGAGACGCCAAUCAGGGCCAUAAGGAGGCGCUUAACAGGUCGUCCUGCAAACCACCCUGCAGUCACAUUUAGACAGAGGUCACAUUAUUCUGGUGACAAUGUGAUUGACAGAGAAAGACAGAUGAUGAUGACUCUGUUGCAGGGUGGUUUUGAUAUAUCAGUCUUUGUCUUUCUCAUCUUUGUCACUUUUGGAUGUAUUUGCUGUAUUAUUUCAUUCCACUCACGAUCUUCAGAGUUGUCUCUCACAACUCUAACAGACAUGGUUACGAUCUUUGGACGCAAGGAUCAAAGACAUCUCUCCAACCUGGAGCUCUUGGAGCAGAAGGUUGACUACCUUCUGCCACAAGCAGACCUGUGGCCCAACUUUGCUCUGGAGUCUCAAGGAGCAAAUAUUUUACACAAGAUGACCUCAGAGGCUUAUGACAUCAAUAAAGAAGUUGGAAGGUUUGGGAAAUUGUUCAAGAGACCUCCUAUUGGCCCAGGCAUUGUUAUUAAGGGAAAAAAUCGUCUGCAACCUGGAAAAUGCUGGGCCUUUCCAGGUUUCCAGGGACGUUUGGGCGUCUCACUUUCACACCCAGCCACCAUCAGACAUGUGUCCCUGGGUCACAUUGCUAAGACUGUGUCCCCAACGUCCUCUGUCUCUAGUGCUCCCAAAGAAUUUUCUGUAUAUGGAGCAAAGAAUUUAGAAGAUGAGGAAACUCAUUUGGGAACUUUCCAAUACGAUGAAGAUGGAGACCAAAUACAGACCUUCAAACUUCCUGCCGAUAAAGUUGGUUCCUUCCGUCAUGUGACUCUAAAGGUGAACAGCAACUGGGGUCAUCCGGACUACACCUGCCUCUAUAACUUUAGAGUGCAUGGAGAACUUGCAAAAUGACGAGGAGAAAUG